Molecule: messenger RNA, 1083 nt
Organism: Fonticula alba
Lineage: Eukaryota; Rotosphaerida; Fonticulaceae
Exons: 4
Coding region: 1-1083 (360 amino acids)
Source: RefSeq, a predicted model, not a curated record
AUGCACACGAGGCAGGCCCCGUCGGCCUGGCACACCCGGCACCCGGGCUCGGCGCAGGCGGCGCACGGCGGCGACUGCGUGCAGGCCUGCGCCGCCAGGCAUGUGGCCGUGGCCGACCGGUGCCUGCCGUGCCAUGUCUCCUGCGCCGAGUGCGCCGGGGUCCGAUCGACCGAGUGCACCGCCUGCCCCGGGGGGCUGCUGCCGCUGCCGGCCGGGCAGCCGCCCAUGUGCUGUGUGCCGGCCUGCCCAGUGGGCUACCACACCUCGGCGGCCGGGUGCGCCCCCUGCGGAGCACACUGCGCCGGCUGCCCGGAGCAGGCGGGCACCUGCGCCCUGUGCGAGCGGGGCUGGCUGCUGGACGCACCAAGCUGCGUGACCGGCUGCCCGCCCUCCUCGGUAGCCCAGGGCGGGCUCCCGGCGUCCCCGCUGCUGGUGGGUGGCACCUGCGCCCGGCGCGUCGGGCCCGACCUCAACCAGUGCACUGCCUGCCCCGAUGGCAGGGUCCUGUCGGGUGGGGUCUGCCUGGGCGGCUGCCCGGCCGGGCUGUUUGCCCAGGAGGGCAUCUGCCAGGCCUGCCACGGCUCCUGCCAGACGUGUGACCGGGCGGACGCCUGCACCGGCUGCCCGGCGGAGACCCUGGCCCAGCCGGGCGGGCUGCGUCCCGGGACCUGCCCGGCCGGGUGGGCAGGCUGCGCCGCCGCCGGCCGCUGCGUCGCCUGCCCGGAGCACUGCGCCGCAUGCGCGGCCGGCGGCGACUGCGCGCCCGUAUGUACCGUCUGCGCGUACGGCCACCUCCUGUGGGAGGGGGCCUGCCACCUUUCCUGUCCCGCCGGGCGGCUCGCCGACCCGGCGAGCGGGGCCUGCAUGCCCUGCGAGGCCGACUGCCGGACCUGCUCCGGGCGCGGGGACACAUGCACAUCCUGCCACUCCGGGGUGCUGCCCAUUGAGGAGUCCACCUGCGCGGCCUCGGGCCCGAGCAUGGAGGACCUCCUUCGGGCGGUGGAGGCCGGCCGACGGCCAUCUCUGGCGGCGCCGCCCCCCGGGCCCGGGCCCCAGCUGCUGGCGGGCCUCUCCUGUCGGUGA